Pyrenophora tritici-repentis Pt-1C-BFP is the source of this 1291-nucleotide messenger RNA. RefSeq lists its product as uncharacterized. Lineage: Eukaryota; Fungi; Ascomycota; Dothideomycetes; Pleosporales; Pleosporaceae. The record is from RefSeq and is a predicted model, not a curated record.
AUGCCGCAGCUCUUUGAUCUGCCACGCGAAUUGCGCGAUCUGAUAUAUGAGGAGAUUCUCGCAUCGUCUGCCCCUCUGCCGACAUUGAAGGAUACGCGAUACCCAUUUAACUGGUGUCCCCUAAAACAGCCACCGAGAGGUCUUACAGACUAUGAUUGUGUCAUCUCAUUCCAGGAAGCACCGCCUACAUGUGCAAGCUUCUUGGCAUGUAACCGCCAGAUCAAUGUGGAGAUGAUGCAUGCCAUUAAACGAGAAAAGCAAAAAGGCCAGAUGUGUGCACUGAUGGACUGCGUCGUGAACGAUCAGAUGCACCACUUUACUUGGCUUGCUGUCCCACUUGUCAAAACAGAAAAGAAGGACGCGUCGAAGCCAAUGGCGUGCAAGGACACCCCAAUGUCUAAAGUCAUAUCAAGCUGGGCAACUAGGCUCUUCCAUGCAGGAACUAGCCACAUAUUGGGCAAUAACAUCUUUCCCGCGUAUUCCCUUCACUUCACUACAGUGAUUGAGCGAUUACGGAUCGAUAUUCGGCUUUUUGACUCAAGUCCACCCAUAUCCACACUCUCGGACUCUCAUCGGAACUCUACAGCGUGGGCUAUAUGUGCAGCCCUCAGCCACAUUUUCGACAAUGGCCCCGAUCUCCAUACAGCAAGGAGAGUUGACUUCAUCGGAGAGGUCGUCCUCAACCUUGUACCCCAAGCCAACGUCUCUAAUGCCUCACCACCCCAAUCUCCGGACAAUGCCAACGAUAGCUUGUUCGUCCCAGAGACAGAGGCUACGCCAACGGAAUUGAUACGCAAUGAGCUUGUUGAGGUGUGGAAUAGAAUCUGGGCUGCGGACGAUUUUCCUACAAGUGAGCUCCGAGCAAGAUACUACCGCUUUCUCCUCGAGAAGAUCAAUAGAGUGAGAAUAUGUGUCAACGGCAAAACGUUUCGUACCCGAGAGCUGGCUGCCGAGCUGGAGAGGGGCAGGGCUGAGAUGAGGAGGAUCCAGAUGCGGUAAUGGUAUAUGUAGGUUCCAACGGGACAAGUUCAAUGUCAGUAUGGGUUGCUCGUCCCAGUUCGGAGAGCGCUGCGGCUGGGCAAAGGGCGGUUCGGAGAUGAUGUGGGUCAUGACUGCUCUGUGCGUUGACAGUCGUGUCUGGACGUGUUCUCAAAGUAUGUUCUGGAAGACGUAGAUCGUGUAGCGGCCUUACUUAAGUAUGAUUCAUAACUCGGCAGUGAAGAUUCCCCACUCGGUCAGAAGAUGUUGAAUGGGUCCAAGUCGCGGGUUCUGCUUCUCUACAAGCAAUAGC